Messenger RNA from Folsomia candida, 615 nucleotides. Its product is annotated as zinc finger protein 558. Gene Ontology annotation, molecular function: RNA polymerase II cis-regulatory region sequence-specific DNA binding; DNA-binding transcription factor activity, RNA polymerase II-specific. The transcript is spliced from 3 exons. Gene Ontology annotation, biological process: regulation of transcription by RNA polymerase II. Lineage: Eukaryota; Metazoa; Arthropoda; Collembola; Entomobryomorpha; Isotomidae. The coding region runs from base 1 to 615 and encodes 204 amino acids. The record is from RefSeq and is a predicted model, not a curated record.
AUGACGCACUGGCACGCCGAUCCUACGGAAUCCCAUGUUUGUCACGUUUGUGGAAAAGAUUUCCGCAUCCUUUCCUCCCUCAAGGCACAUCUCCGACUGCACGACGAAUCUCUCCAUCACGGCGGGGGAAUGUUCACGACGCAAAUUGGACUGAAAAAGCACAAGUUGACACACACCGGGAUAAAGUCGCAUAAAUGUGAUCAAUGCGACGCCGCAUUUUUAGAUAAGCGAGCUCUCACCUCUCAUCUACAAACUCACUCUGAUCUGCGACCCUACCCUUGCCCCCCUUGCGAACAAGCGUUCAAAAACAAGGAAUACGUGGUAGGACAUGUCAAGCGGAUCCACACGCCCGGCUAUGUCGUCCCCACCCCACACAAAUGCCCCCAGUGUGGGAAAUCCUUCCAGACUCCGUUCUUCAUGAGGGCACACGUCCUCCAAGCACACACCGAGGAACGACCCUUCACCUGCGACCAGUGCGGAAAAGGAUUCGUUAUGAAGUCGGCGUUAACCCUGCAUUUGAGGGGAAGGCAUGGGAUUGAUGUGGGUGUGAGAAAAAAUAGACUGCCGAGGUCCAAGAGGGACAAUUUUGGAGGAGAUGAAGAAGAGGGUCGUUAG